AUGACCCCAGGUCAUCUCUCCUUCCUUCAUUUUUUCAACGACAUGGCUCGCCAAGGCAAGAGCAGAUCCUGCAGUCCCGCGUCGAAGCAGCGGAUAGCCACAGAGCGCUGGCUUGCGAAGCCAGGAGUGCGAGAUGCUCGAAACGAGAAGGCUCGCAUUCGAGUUGCUCAGAAUAGGGCAAGGAAAAAAAGGGUUCUAUCUUGCGAAGCGCAUGACACGCCUGUCACUGCCUCGGACCAUGAAGACUAUUAUUCUCAGUAUGACGCCACCAAAGCCGUGCUCACCUUGGACCGUAACGAUUCCGAGUGUGAUGCUACCGAAGCCGUGCUCGCGAAUGACGAUCUACCUUAUCUCGCAGACGCCAAUCUGCCUUCUCCUCGCAACUCUCCCUCGCUGCAAGCGAUUGAUGAAGAAUCGUGUUAUGAUCGUUCAUUCGAUCCUGACGAAUCUAUCCUCACAAUGGACAGCGAUUUACCCUGUGCCUGUGACUCUCCGUCACUGCAAACGCUUGAGAUCCUCGUCGGGCAGUGGCGAAAGGAGUGGCUGUCUGAAGAAAUGUGGAAUGAGGCAUACAAUGAAGCACUUCGUCGCGCUCUGAGCAAGGGGGAGCACGCUAUAUUUGUCGAGCAGUGUGCACAGCAUGCUUCAGAGGGUAGAUCACUGCUGGAAAGUAUCAAGGAUGUCGUGCACACUCAUUGCCCGUAUUGCAGGGAACGCCUGAAGUACGAUACAAUAUUACUAUAUGAUUUACUGGUUAGUGUCACAUCAGAGGUGAAAUUUUUCGAAGUCAAAUUAGUUGUAGACACCGUCUGUAACUAG
This is a messenger RNA of Suillus plorans, 819 nucleotides long. RefSeq lists its product as uncharacterized. The coding region runs from base 1 to 819 and encodes 272 amino acids. The record is from RefSeq and is a predicted model, not a curated record. Lineage: Eukaryota; Fungi; Basidiomycota; Agaricomycetes; Boletales; Suillaceae. The transcript has 5 exons.